Messenger RNA from Pyrus x bretschneideri (Chinese white pear), 1353 nucleotides. Its product is annotated as GDSL esterase/lipase At5g03610-like. Bases 89 to 1186 code for a protein of 365 amino acids. The record is from RefSeq and is a predicted model, not a curated record. The transcript has 5 exons. Lineage: Eukaryota; Viridiplantae; Streptophyta; Magnoliopsida; Rosales; Rosaceae. Gene Ontology annotation, molecular function: hydrolase activity, acting on ester bonds.
AUGUAUAUGUGUGUGUGUGUAUAUAUAUAUAUAUAUAUAUAUAUAUUUCAUCGCAGCGUCUUUCCUUUCCACCAAAAUCUGGUUUGAAAUGGAGAAGAAAACCACCGUCGCCUCUUCAUGUUGUCUCCUUCUUUUAUGUGUCGCCGCUUUUGCUGUAGCAGAAGUUCUUGAGGCACACCACCACCGCCGCCACCAUCACCGCCUCAGAAAUGAUGGUUCUGUGAAAUUUUUUGUACUCGGGGACUCGUAUGUUGAUACUGGGAAUAUCAGAAAAUCUGUGUCUCCUUCAUGGAAGGAACCUUAUGGGAUCACUUUUCCUGGAAAGCCAGCCGGCCGGUUUUCCGAUGGUCGUGUGCUCUCUGAUUAUUUAGCUGAAUACUUGGGUCUAAGACCUCCAGUUCCUUAUGCAUUGAGAAAAUCUGCGAACAUAUCGGAAGUGGAGAAGGGAAUGAACUUUGCAUACGGAGGUACGGGAGUUUUCGAUACGUUGGUGACUGAACCAAACUUGACCACCCAAAUCGACUUUUUCCAACGGCUAGUUGAACAAGAAAAACUGUAUGCCAAACGCGACCUAAUUAAAUCGUCCAUAGCUCUCGUGUCAGUUGCGGGGAACGACUACGCAACUCAUAUGGUUAAAACAGGCAAUGGCAGUGAGGAUUUGGCAGAGUUCACCAAGUCGGUUGUUAAGCAGAUUGCUGUGGAUUUGAGGCGUAUACGUGAUUUGGGAGUGCCAAAAAUAGCGGUUACUGCAGUAGAGCCCAUGGGAUGUAUUCCGCGCUUAACUUCCUUUCUUUCCUAUCAGAACUGCAAUGAAUCGCUCAACUUGGCUUCAGUGUUCCACAACCAAGUUUUGCGCCAAAACGUGGAACAGUUGAAUAAGGAGUCAAACAAUUCUGCAUUUGUAAUCUUGGAUCUCUAUGACGCAUUUUCGUCUGCAAUUAAUCCCCCAAAAGACCGUCAAGGAAACACGACGUUCCAGAUUGAUGAACCAUUAAAACCAUGCUGUGUGGGGGUGAGCAGCGAGUACUCAUGCGGUAGUGUGGACGAGAGUACUGGAGCAAAGAAGUACAGCAUAUGCAGUCAUCCCGAACGGUCUUUCUUUUGGGACACGGUGCACCCCUCGCAGAAUGGCUGGCAUGCUGUUUAUUCCUCUUUGAAAUCAUCUCUUCAUCAGUUGUAUUCGUGAUUUGGUUAUGCGCAAGUACGUAGUUAUAUCAACAAUCAGAGCUGCCCCUAAAACUGCAACCAGACAAAGAAUUUCUGUACGAAUUGACAUGAUAAUAUGACAUUAUUUGUCACCAUUUGAAAUCUUCGCGCAGUAGUACAAUAAGAUUUUAAGGGGUUCCAAAGAUC